Momordica charantia (bitter melon) is the source of this 2712-nucleotide messenger RNA. RefSeq names its product flocculation FLO11-like protein. Gene Ontology annotation, cellular component: cortical microtubule. Gene Ontology annotation, biological process: cortical microtubule organization. Lineage: Eukaryota; Viridiplantae; Streptophyta; Magnoliopsida; Cucurbitales; Cucurbitaceae. The record is from RefSeq and is a predicted model, not a curated record.
GCCCAACACGAAAACGUAGACUUCAAGUGAGAGGAAAGAAAAAAAAGAAAAAAAAAGGAAAAAAAGAAAAAAAAAGGAAGAAGCAUGGUGCUUAAGAACACCGGUAUUUUCCCCGUUUCGCACUCCAUACGGCAUCGUUCGACCUGUGAAUGUCACCUCUUUCUAUUUUCUGAGCUCCAUCGACCAACAAUGGCGGAUUCCGCAACCUCCGGCUCCUGAUUAUUCUGCUUUGAUUUCGCCCACGUCUGCUUACUUCUCUCACUUUGGGACCUCUUUCUUACUGUGUUCUCUCUCUCUCUCUCUCUCUACAACUGCUUGUUGAAGUUUUGGGGCGCUGGAGUGAAGAAGUUUGUAUAUUCGGAGAAGGAAAUUGAGAUUUAGAUGCGGAUUACUCACCUGAUAGGUCGUGUUUCGACGUGUUGUGGCCGGGGAGCUUUGUUGCAGAUCUAAUUGGUUUUGCAUUUAGGUGUCGCACUGUUGAGGGAUGGUUUGGUAUGGGUGUUGUUCUGGGAGCUGACAGCGUAAACGAACAGCGUGGUUUAUUUUUUUGUUUUUGGUUUUGAGGUAUUCUUGGUGAUAUACCUGUGAUUAUCGAGAUUUUUUGGGCACGGAACUUGGGGGAUUUAGAGAUGAAUCGUAGUUUUAGGGCUUUGGAAUCGCAAAUGCAAGCUCCGGUGAGGCAGCGGCAGCAGCAAGUUGGGGGAUUAAGGGCGUCGGUGAUGAAAGAUAAGGAAGAGGARCUCGCGUUGUUCUUGGAAAUGAGAAAGCGUGAGAAGGAGAGGAAUGAUCUUCUCUCUAACAACGCGGAAGAGUUCGAUGCGCCUUUAGGAACAAAACCAGGAACUUCUCCAAUAUUUAACAUCGCAUCAGCAACCCCAGCCCCUACUCGCAAGACUGGUGCUGAUGAUUUUCUUAAUUCUGACAAUGAUAAAAAUGAUUAUGAUUGGCUUCUUACUCCUCCUGGAACUCCUCUUUUUCCAUCUUUGGAAACGGAGUCAGAAAGGGUCUUAAUGAGCCAUGCUACUCCAAUGGGUCGUCCCAAUGUGCUGAAAUCUAGACUCGCAAAUCUCCAGCAAGAGCCUACUACGAGGAGCAGCUUAGUCUCAAAACAAUCAGCUUCUUCCCCAGGAUUGAACUCUUCAAGUGUGGUGAUACGUAGGCCUUCAUCAUCUGGAGGUCCUGGAUCAAGACCUGCUACACCAACCGGGCGUCCUACAUUAACCACAACAUCUAAAACUUCCAGAUCCUCAACACCUACUUCCCGUGCAACUUUGCCUUCAAGUAAAACAACAGUUUCCUCGGCUAAGCUUACAACAGCUUCAAAUAAGCUGGCAGCUGCCUCAGCCAAGCCAACAGUUAACAUGACUAGGCAGGCUACUGUUUCUUCAACCAGGUCCUCAGUUUCUGCAAGAUCUUCUACUCCAACAUCAAGAGCAACAGCAAGAUCGUCAACACCGACUUCCCGACCUACUGUACCUCCACCUAAGUCCACAUCAAGGGCCUCAACUCCAACUCGUCGGCCAUCCACACCAUCAAGUGCACCAAGUGCACCUGUUUCCUUAGUCAAGUCUUCAUCAUCAAUUUCAAAGCCAUCUCCAACUGUGUCAAAGAAUCCAGUACCAUCAAGAGGUUCUUCCCCAACAGUUAAAUCCAGACCAUGGAAUCCUUCAGACAUGCCUGGUUUCUCUCUUGAUGCUCCACCCAAUUUAAGGACGUCACUUCCUGAAAGGCCACUUUCAGCCACAAGGGGUCGGCCUGGAGCACCCAGUGCACGGUCGUCUUCUGUAGAACCUGUUUCAAAUGGUAGGCCAAGACGACAAUCAUGCUCUCCUUCUAGAGGCCGUGCGCCUAAUGGGAAUAUCCAUCUUAGUGGGAGCUCUGUCCCUGCAAUAAGCCGUGCGUAUUCUAAAGCUAAUGCCAACAUAAGCCCUGUAUUGAUGGGGACGAAAAUGGUUGAAAGGGUAAUAAACAUGCGCAAAUUGGCCCCUCCAAAGCAAGAUGACAAACAUUCACCUCAUGGAAAUCUGUCUGGGAAGUCUUCAUCGCCAGAUAGCUCGGGCUUUGGGAGAACACUAUCUAAGAAGUCUCUUGAUAUGGCAAUAAGACACAUGGAUAUAAGGCGAAGCAUUCCAGGUAAUCUACGCCCAUUGAUGACAAAUAUUCCAGCUUCUUCAAUGUAUAGUGUACGAUCUGGGCCAUCCCGAAGCAGAACUGUUAGUGUUUCAGAUUCACCUCUUGCUACGAGCAGCAAUGCUAGUUCCGAAAUGAGUGUCAACAAUAAUGGUCUCUGUUUGGAUGCAAGUGAAAUGGAUGAUGAAAUUGGCAGUGAGAGAGGAGGUCGAUCUCCCCGCAUCAUGUGCGCUAGGUGAAGAAGCUGAUCGCUCAUUUGGAUUUAAACUGCCAUUCUGAUCAAUCAAAUGUUUCAUUUUGGACAUCAACUUUCAUGAUGGUACAAAGAUGAUAAUCGUGGAAGUGAUAACCAAAUCAAUCAUGUGUCUAGGACUAAUGUAAAGUUCAUUGAGUCGUUGAUUGUUGUAUUUAUGUAAUUCCAGAGCUUUGUAUGGCUAGAGGAACAAAGUUAUAUGCUGAACUAUCUUCUUACGCAUUUUCUACACGGUUGAGGUAUUUCCUAGUUGCUUAAGAUAUUGAACCUUUGAGACCGUUAACUAUUGACAAUGUAUCGAUUCUCCGACCCAGUGCAGAUUUUACGCA